Messenger RNA from Hordeum vulgare subsp. vulgare (domesticated barley), 1120 nucleotides. RefSeq lists its product as uncharacterized. Bases 164 to 925 code for a protein of 253 amino acids. The transcript has a single exon. The record is from RefSeq and is a predicted model, not a curated record. Lineage: Eukaryota; Viridiplantae; Streptophyta; Magnoliopsida; Poales; Poaceae.
UAGGCAAAAGCAACCGGACAGUGCAUCAAGGUUGCACUGUCUCCCUGAUUGGUUCGCUAUAAUUUUCUUGACGGGUACACAUGAUUCUUUCUUUAGCGCCUCUCCUAUCCCUCAAAAAAGAAAAAAGUAAUGACUCCAUAACCUGACACAGUGCCUAGAGAAUAUGUUCUCCGGCCCAUCUCUCCCACUCAUAAACCAACCAGUCCCGGACCAAUUCAAUUUAAAACGCUUAAUUUCUCGCCACGGUCCACGCAGGGCAGCCAUGGCCAGUAGCCCGACGACUACUACGGCAUGCAACCGCGGUUUGCUGAUAGAUCUCGGCGCUAAACUGCACGCAUGCGCGUCGCGCUUGCGCAACCAAUUCUUUUUCUUCCCCGCCUCCACCGCUUCCUCGGUCUUGCUGUCCGCCCUCGCCUUGCUUGUAUGCGGCACUGCUUUCUCUCGAGUCGUCGUCUUCUUCCUGCCCCUGGUGGUCUCCACCACCAUCUGCUGCGCAGCGAUGUACCUGCUCGUCGCCUCGGAGUCGUCAGAGGGAGGAGCGGCGAAAGAGGUCGUGCUCCUCUGGGGCGACAGGGCGGAGGUCGGGCUCCUGGAGGUGUACGGCGGCGCGAACGCGAGCGCGUACGGCGACAGGCGCGACGUCCAGGUGGGCUGUUUCCUGCACCGCAGCCCCCCCAGCGGCGGUGGCGCAGGGUGGAAGAAACUCUGCGUCGACGAGAACGGCGAGGAGGUGGUGUUUGCCGGCAGGGUGGUGGUCGGCAGCAGCCUGCAGGACGGCGCGGCGCUCGAGGAGGAGCUGGUGUCUCUCCAGGUGGACAGGUUCGCCGAGGGCGUGUGGGAUCGCUACUUCGGCGGGAGCUCUGGGUGGAACUACGUGACCCCUGAGUCCGAGGAAAUGGACCGAAGCAUCGAGCAGCUAGCGUAAGUAAUUCUGCGUCAUGGCGUGUCAUGUCACAUGGGUUAACUAGAUGUACUCUGCCAGUCUGCCGUGCAUGUUGCCAAAUUUGACGGCACAGUUUUUGCUGCAAGCUAAUUUAAUUGGCUCCAAUAGUCGACGUUGGUAUACGUGACUAUGUACUGACUACUGAGUAUAACAUGGCAACCAAGUUAACCCAUUUCA